UAUUGUCGAGUAUUCUAAUGAAAAUUUUAUAAAAUAUUUAACAUAAAAAUCCUUUGUCUCAAAAAAAAACACAAAAUAUGCAAUGUAUUACUACUAUUUAUGAAUAUCCUAUGAGUUAAUUCAAUAUUUAAUAAACAAAAUGGAAGAAGAGUUACGGUGUUAUGUUUGUAAGGAAUUCUACAGAGAACCAGUAUUAUUACCUUGCGGUCAUGCUUUAUGUCGUGCCUGUGCUGUGAACCUGCAAUGCCAUGUGCAUGAAGUAGAAGGUUCCACCGCUUCCAGUGAUUAUCAGGAAGCUGAUAAAGCAUCCGUUUCGAGUGAAACCGACAGUGGUGUAGUAUGUGGAUCAAGGCCAAAUAGUUAUGCGGGAACGCCUGCCGCCCCCGUAUAUCCAACGUCUUCAUUUACUUUAACAUGUCCUUUAUGUAGUAAACAAGUGUGUUUGGACGAUAAUGGAGCCGAAGGUCUUCCACCGUUCCGUGUCAUGCGGACUAUUGUGGAGCGUUUUGGCGGGGUCACUGGUGCGCCGCCUGCCGAAGAGGCAUGUCAAAUGUGUGAAGGAGAGCGUCGUGCGGCCAUAGUUCGCUGUGAGCAGUGCUCUGUGAGGUACUGUGCUGGUUGCCGAGAUGCUUGGCAUCCAACACGCGGACCACUAGCACAGCAUGAACUAAGAACACUGGGUACCACAUGCAUUGAUCAUGGUUCUUUACCAGUGCUCUAUUGUAAUACAUGUUUGCUGCCAAUCUGUCAAUGUUGUCUUACAGAAAGACAUUCAACACAUGAAACACAACCAUUGUCAAAUGCAGCUAGGGCUCAUAAGACUGAACUUUCACAAUCACUGCAGCAGCUUUCUGAACAAGCCAAAGCUAUGACUGAGUAUAUACAACUAGUCAAAGGAACAGGGGAUAAAAUGAAUGAGUCAUCUGAAGAAUUAGAACAACAAAUCAACCAAGCUUGUAGUGAUGUGAUUAAUGCUGUGGAAGUAAGAAGAGAUGAAUUACUCCGUGCAGCAAGGAACACCCGGUCACAAACUGUUGCUAAUAUGCGUAUGCUCACAUCACAGGCAGCACAAAAGCUCCGAGAAGCUACAGCCUUACUGCAUUUUUCUAUAGAAGCGCUUAAAGAAUCAGACCAUGCAGCAUUUUUACAGGUGGGGAACAUACUGUCAGUGCGAGCGCAGCAGACGGCAUCGAAGCUGUGCUCGGCCGAGCCGCCGCCGGCGCCACCCGCGCUCACACUGGACACUGAGCCUGUGCUGCGCACCGUCCGCACCAUGAACUUCAUUGAGUGCAUUCCACCGGAGAUGGAAAUGCGAUCGGCAGCUCCGGGUGCGCCGACGCUGGCGGUGGAGGCGUGCGUGGCGCGCGGUUGUUCGUGCACGCUCGCAUGGCGCCCCCCCGCGCCGCCCGCGCGCGCCGCCGUCCGCGGGUACGUGCUCGAGCUAGACGACGGGCUCGGUGGACCCUUCCGGGAAGUCUACUGUGGUAGGGAAACAGUAUGCACCAUAGAUGGUCUGCACUACGCGUCCCUGUACAGCGCGAGAGUCAAGGCGUUCAAUGGCGCUGGAGAAGGCCCUUACAGCGAAGUAAUUGGCUUGCAAACUUCACCUGUGGCGUGGUUCACGUGGGACGUGCGGUGCGGCUCGGGCGGCUCGUGCGGCUCGGGCGGGCUGUCUCUCAGCGCGGGCGGGCUGAGUGCGCGCGCCGCCGGCUGGCAGCCGCGCGUCGCGCUCGCCGACCAGCCGCUCGCGCGCGGCCUGCACUACUGGCGCCUGCGCCUCGACCACUACGACGGCGACGCAGACCCGGCCUUCGGCAUCGCACGCGCCGACGUCGCCAGGGACAAGAUGCUCGGGAGCGACGCCCUCGGGUGGGCGAUGUACAUCGACGGGUCGCGGUCGUGGUUCGUGCACGGCGGCGCGCACGGAGGCCGCGCGGCCGGCGGCGUGGCGGUGGGCUGCACCGUGGGCGUGCUGCUCGACCUCACCCGCGGCACGCUACGGUUCACCGUCGACGACCGCCCGCAGGGCGAGAUAGCGUUCACGGGACUACGUGGCGCAUUCUACCCCGCGGUGUCUCUCAACCGUGGCGUAGCCGUCACGCUGCAGCCCGGCGUGCAGCCGCCUCCCGAACUGCUGCUCUCGCAGCUCUCCGUCGAGUAACCUGUUCCACCCAGUAUUGGCAACUCUCAAAAACAACUACACAGACUACAAAUUAUUUAAUAUCCGAAUUAAUCAUCGUUUCGAUGAAAAAAUUGUAUGUGUACUUAUAAGUAACUUAUCAUAACAAUUUAGGAAAGACCAUCCAAUAAAUAAAGAAAUUAACGUCAUGUCACAAAUUAUCUGACGAUCGCAUUAUGAUUAUACGAAUUGGCAACCCUAGCUUCCCUUGGCCUAUGAUUAUAUUAUACUUAUACAAUAUAUUUCGUAAAAUUAUACAUCAUCAAAUCAUAUAUACUUUCUAAAUAAAUAAAAUUACACUCUAAAACAUGGUCUUGUAACAACUUGGGUCAUAAGACGUUUUACUCCUCUGGAAUAGCAACACAGCAGUAUUACGAGUGUAAUAUAAUUAUAUGAUAUCCGUAGUGCUUUUCAUGUAUAUAGGCGAGGGUUACCGCUUACCAUUCUGUAAUUAAUUAUUUUGUGAAAUAAUGUUUUAAUUCAGUAUACGAGAUAUUAAUCCAAUUAUAUUCUUUAGUGUAUAUGCAAUCAAUUGUAAAUUUGAAUGUAUAGAAUAACAAAUAAACUAUGAAUUAUCAUGUCUUCUUACAUACUUGUAAGAUAAUGAAAUUUACAUAUACACACUAUAUGUAUUACUAUUAUUAUGUAUUUUAAUAUGAUUUGAUGUUCAUGACAAUAACUUGUAGGUUUAUUUCUAUCACCGUUUAUUUCAAGUACAAUUCCAAGUAAUACGAACUUCCAUUACAACAAUUGUACAGUAUAGAAUUUGUAUAAUUACUAUGCAUCGAAUAUAUAGACAGCUAUAGCUCUAGCUGCCCACUAGACAUAAGAUUUAUAUAUGGCUAAUUUAAUAUAUAUAAAUAAAAGUAGGUAGAUUAUAAAAAUAAUUAUAUUUGUGUGACAAUGGCAUGGCUCAAAUCAUGUUUAUUAUUUAUUGCUUUUCUAGUAAUUACUUAGGUAAGUAUUGUAUCGAAAUGAAACACAAAUAUACAUACAUUUAGAAGUUAAUUUUCGUUAUUAAUAUUAUAUAUAAGCCAUAUCAAUUUUGAUGUUUAUGUUAGCAGUUAAUAAGGUUUAAUAUUAUUUUUUCACUGCCAUUUACUUGCAUGCUAAGUAACUAGUGUAAAGGGACCUGAACGAGUUGAAUAUUCCAUUACCCACCAAUACACAUUAUUAUUAUUUUAAUUUUACUUUUAUAUGUAUUUUAAUAAGAUGACGCUAUCCGUAACAAUAUGAAGUUUCUGUACGAAAAGUUUGUAUGUUAUCCGGCCUGGUACUCAGGGCGAUAUAGCGCACUAUAUCAGUC
This is a messenger RNA of Achroia grisella, 3485 nucleotides long. It is a transcript of the gene Trim9, whose product is annotated as E3 ubiquitin-protein ligase TRIM9. The record is from RefSeq and is a predicted model, not a curated record. The transcript has 10 exons. Lineage: Eukaryota; Metazoa; Arthropoda; Insecta; Lepidoptera; Pyralidae. Gene Ontology annotation, molecular function: zinc ion binding; protein binding. Bases 140 to 2161 code for a protein of 673 amino acids.